CGCUCUUCCACGAUCGCGUUAGUACGCUAGCUUUGUGUCUGCGAAACUUGCAGAUUCUCAUACAACACACGUUCACUUCUAAGUGGAAGAGUAAUUGAGUGUUUAAGUAGUUGCAUUACUGGGGAGUGGCUCUCCUUGCAAGGCACAUGAUUGUGUGACAAACUUUGGCUCUUGCGAAGGAGUCUUCGUGCCAGCCAAGAGCACUGCCUCUCAGCGUAACGGAUACGCUCUUUUGACUCUCCAACGUCAUACAACAAUUGAGUCAAAAACACAACCAUUAGACAUGCCGAGCACUGGCAACUUCAACGUCAAGCACCUCGGAUACGAUGAGAUUUUCGAAAGACCCGACAUCUUUGUCAAUCCGGGCUUGCUAAACACGCUUCCUAGAAGCGCACAGAUUGAUCCUGAUCUCAUCGCAUUACACCACGCGUUUCCGGAAUCUAUGACUACACCAUUAAUAGAGCUCCCAGAGCUAGCUGCCGAAUUAGGCAUCGGUUACGUCUUCGUCAAGGAUGAAAGUCUCCGUUUCGGUCUCCCAUCGUUCAAGAUACUCGGCGCGUCCUGGGGAGUGUUCAAGGCCGUUUGCGAGAAGACUGGUCUCCCAUCGUCUGUAUCGCUUGGAGAAGCUGGACGUGCUGCUCAAAAGGCUGGUAUCAGUCUAGUCACUUGCACCGAUGGCAACUGGGGAAGGGCCGUGUCGCGUACUGCGAAGUAUUUGGGUAUUAAUGCUACGAUAUUCGUGCCCAAGACUAUGGACGAGGCAACCAGAGCCAAACUACGUAGUGAGGGUGCCACCGUCAAUGUGGUUAACGGUAGCUACGAUGACAGUAUUGCUGCUGCUAUCAAUGAAACACAAGGCUCAGACGCCACUCUAGUGAUGGAUACUAGCUGGGAAGGGUAUUCUCAAGUGCCAAAGUGGGUCGUCGACGGUUAUGCUACCAUGCAUGUAGAGGUAGAUCGUCAACUUCAAGAAGCUUGCGGGAAGCGACCAUCGCUUUGUAUCGCCUCUGUUGGUGUCGGUUCUUGGGCUCAAUCGGUUGUGACCCAUUACGCAGGUGACAACUCGGCGACCAAUGUCGUCACGGUCGAGUCAGAAGCAGCGCCCUGCCUUUUAGAAAGUCUCCAUGUAGGAGAAAUCGUUUCGGUCGAAACGAGUACAACCAUCAUGGACGGUAUGAACUGCGGCACGGUCUCGACCAAUUGCUGGCCAUCGCUCAAGUCAGGUGUCUAUGCUUCGGUAAUUGUCAAUGAUAUCGACUCACACCAAAGUGUUGUCUAUCUUAACGACCACGGCGUCAACGCAGGUCCGUGUGGAGCAGCUCCUCUGGCAGCUCUGAGGAAACUUCAUAAGCAAGGCUUAUUUCCACUGGACUCAGAUGCUGUAGUCGUUCUGUUUAGUACUGAAGGACACAGAGAUUAUAUCAUACCUGUAACAGAGGCUUAAAUCAUCUCCCAUCCGUUCAAGCAAUGUAAGGCCUUGGGUUCAGAUAUAGGGAGGUCUGGUCUCAGAAUUUUCUCGAUUGUUGUUGGAACAGCGACACAAUUGUCCACCUGGAGUAGUUUGUAAGUGACGUACGG
Messenger RNA from Aureobasidium subglaciale EXF-2481, 1578 nucleotides. RefSeq lists its product as uncharacterized. Bases 284 to 1444 code for a protein of 386 amino acids. The transcript is spliced from 3 exons. The record is from RefSeq and is a predicted model, not a curated record. Lineage: Eukaryota; Fungi; Ascomycota; Dothideomycetes; Dothideales; Saccotheciaceae.